UCUCGCGUUUUCUGCCGAGAGCAGAUCGCCUGCAGUGACGGGAUGGAUGUUCGCGAAUGCCGAAAAGUGUCACGUCUCGAAGAGUACCGUGUCGUCGCGAUCACCGAGGGAUUUGAUUGGAUGGCGUUGCCCGAUGAAAGAGACGACGAGAGUGUUUGAUGGGACAGACGACGGUGUUGCAAAGACGAUGCGACGUUUGGUCGGCGGAUGGACGCUCCAGCCGCUGGAAAGCCCGAAUCCGGAGGAAAGUACGAAGAAGCCGGCGGUAAUCACUGCCAUCGUCAUCAUCGCCGCGGGCGGCGCAGGAGGAUAACCGAGUUGACGAAAGUCGCAAGAAGGAAAAGGGAAAGGAAGAAGCGCGGCAAGCAGCGUGCAGCAGCGCGAGGCAUCAGUUAAUCACACCGUCGUCAUUGCGGUCAGUCGAGACACGAAGUACGUGGAGGAAGACGAGAAAGAAGUGGGAAAAAAAAGGAAGCAGGAGGUGCGACCGUCGGUAGGAGGAACAAUCGUUUAGUGAGGGGAAAAGUCUCGUCGGUUCGUCAUUGGAAACGUGGACGUUCAACGUUAGACGACGUCCGGUCACGCGAGCGUCGAUAAAUUCGACGUCCUAAUCACGAAUCCUAUUCAUUCAUCGGUGGACGCUUCCUCGCUCAUGAAAAUACGAGGCAUCGAUCGCGACGCAAGGCGUUUUUCGUCAAUUUAUUUCGCGAGUACUUGGAGCAAAUCGAUAAAUUUUACGUAGAGCGUGGUGUGCCACUUCUUUUUUUUUUUUUUUUAUAUAUAUAUUAUUAAACGUACUUUAGACCUCGAGAGUUAUUCGAGGAGACACGAAGCCAACGGGACAUAUUUAUAUAAAAUUUUGAAUAAUUCGGAGAGAUCAAGACUUUCAUGGCCAUCCUGAUGAAAAAAUUAUUCGUCGAUAUUUCUACACGAGCUACUUCGUACUUCGAUCGUUCCAAGCGAAUUCUUUGAAUCGCUCGUUGAAAUUCUCGAUUCGACUUUGCUUUGCGAAUAUCUCGAAAAGAUUCGACAGAGACCAGAGUGGGAUCCUCGAUCUGUUCUACUAUACGCGCGGCUCAAUCACAAGUCUCGACGAGAGACUUUGCAAUCGCCGGUGGAAUUUUUACCUUCGUACGAAUAUUCCACGAAUGUUCCGAAGGGAUUUGAAGAACUGUCGGUAGCCGAUAGCGGUUGUGCGCGGAUCCCGAGGGGAAGUUCGACUUUGAUAUAGUGCGGUUUAUCAUUGUUGAAUUUGCGUGAAACUUUCCCGCGAUCGUGGAGAACACCGCGAGUGCUGCAAGUUGGCGUUUGUCAUCUUCUCCUUCGGGAAACUGGACAGAUGUGCUCCGUCGUGAAGAUGAUACGCCACAUAGCCGUCGCCGCCUUUCUCACUGUACUCGCCAGCGGAGCGCCGAGAUCUUCGAUCAUCUACGCGGACGACAAAGUGCAAAAUUAUCUCAUGAAAUUCGGCUACUUACCUCAGAGCGAUUUCGAAACAGGAAAUUUACGGACGGAGGAUCAACUCAGGGAUGCCAUCAAAAAUCUGCAGAAAUUCGGUGGCAUUCCGGCGACGGGGGAGAUCGACGAGGCGACGAAGAAGUUAAUGAGGGCUAGAAGAUGCGGAUUACCGGAUCAGCCGGAUCUCAAAUUUACCAAGACGAGGCAUAAGCGUUUCACUAUUCACGGACAACAAUGGCCGUAUCGGAAUCUCACCUGGAGUCUGAGAUCCGAACAGCCUAGUGGCUUGGACACAGGCGGGGUCCGGCUGCAGCUGAGUAAGGCCCUCAAUCUCUGGGCCAGAAAUUCGAGGCUCACCUUCCAGGAGAUCAACAGCGACCGUGCCGACAUCCUGGUCUACUUCCACCGGGGUUAUCACGGAGACGGAUAUCCGUUCGAUGGCAGAGGUCAGAUCCUGGCGCACGCGUUCUUCCCGGGCAAGGACCGCGGUGGAGACGCUCACUUCGACGAGGAGGAGAUUUGGUUGCUUGAGGACGAGAGCAACGAGGAAGGCACCAGCCUGUUCGCGGUGGCCGCUCAUGAAUUUGGCCAUUCCCUGGGACUGGCGCACAGCUCGGUCCAGGGUGCUCUCAUGUAUCCCUGGUACCAAGGAUUGAGUGCCAACUACGAGCUACCGGAGGACGACCGCCACGGGAUUCAGCAGAUGUAUGGGGCUCCUGAAGACAAACUGUGGGGCAAUAUACCAGGAGGUCCACCGCUACCCCCGACGGCAACAACGACGACGACGACUACGACAACGACGUACAGGCCUUGGAGGCCUAGGCCCACCAGGCCUAAUCAUUAUCCAGACGAAGGCAGACCUCGACAACCGGGUCGUUACCCGCAGAAACCUGACUAUCGACCGCAUAAGCCUCAUCGGCAUCACACGACGUCGUGGUCGACGACGACGACGACGACAACGACAACGACGAUGAGGCCUACGCCGAGGAUAAGACAUCGAUGGACCCCGCCACAGCGGGACGACGUGCCCAACAAAUGCGACACGAGCUACGACGCCAUCAGCAUUAUCCGCAGAGAGGUCUUCGUCUUCAAAGGACGAUAUCUGUGGCGAAUAGGCGAUCAAGGGAUUUAUGAGGGAUAUCCGGCGGAGAUCACCAGGUUGUUCAAUCUACCACCGGACAUCGAUCACGUGGACGCUGUAUACGAGCGACCGGAUAAGAAGAUAGUCUUCUUCAUCGGUCGUGAGUAUUACGUCUUCGACGCCAACAAUCUGGAGCCGGGUUAUCCGAAACCACUUACAUACCUGGGAUUGCCAGAGUCCCUAGAGAAGAUUGACCUAGAGAAGAUUGACGGCGCCAUGGUGUGGGGCCACAACGGCAGAACUUACUUCUUCAGCGGUUCUAUGUACUGGAGGUUCGACGAAUCUGUUAAUUACGUGGAACUCGAUUAUCCCAGGGACAUGAGCAUGUUCGCCGGCGUUGGGAAUGACAUUGAUGCCGUUUUUCAAUGGAAAAAUGGCAAGACGUACUUCUUCAAAGGCAAGGGUUUCUGGGAAUUUGACGAUCUUAGGAUGAGGGUGAUGCACGAGAAACAGAAAUUGUCGGCGCCAGUCUGGAUGGGCUGUCCGCCGCCGGAAGUGGAGACCAACGAUAUCGAGACCAACCUGCCCAGGAAGUCAAAGAUCGUCUCGGCUUCCGCUACCGUCGCCACAGGAGAAAUCACAUCAAUAUUUGUCAUGGUCGUUGUGAGCUUUAUCAUGAGGAUAAUAAACGUAUAAAAACGAGAUUAUACCGCAUGUGUCUUUCGAGCUGACGAUGUGCAGGGAGCAUUUUGUACCUCACAUCGGAAUUUCGCGUGCGAAAUACGAAUACCGGAAAGUCAAUCGGAUUUUUAAAGCGCGGACGUCGACGGAUCGGCGAACACAGGGGAUGGAAGACCGUUCGUAUAUAUAUCGAUUGGAAUUUCAAAGGAAUGCCUGCGGCACAUUCGUACCCAUGGAAUCGACUUCGUCGCCGCGCCUUCCGAUGGAGAGAUUGCAGUUCGAAGGAAGCUCUAAGAAUGAUAUCGAACUAAGUCGCGAAACCACACGUUUUUGAAAAGGAUAUAUUGUACGAAAUAAUCGACGUCGAAUUAUAUACAAUGUUAAGAUACGAUAUUACGAGAAAACAUUUUUUUUUACUGUACACUUUAUACUCUUAUUUUUUUAUCUCGGAGUACCUGAAAGUGAGAUAAAAUUGUAUUGACAUUUAAUCUUCUCUUACAAAGAACGUGUGACUUAGGUCCAUAUCAUCAAUCCUGGAAAGACCACGCUAUCGCGCUACGCAGGAGCAUAUUUUUGUAUACUAUCUUUUUAUACACGGCCACAUUUACAUACAAAGUAAUUAACUUAAGAUGUAACUUUUUUAUAUCGCAUAACGGACGAAUAACUGGUCCCUUCGAAGAUGCGAAAAAAAAACAAGAUUCCUUGAGAACAUUUUACAGACAAUCUUGUGCGACAAGAAUUUGCAAAUUACCACUGCCGAAAAUCCAUCCAACGUUUUUCGAUAUUCUUUUUACAGAGACUUUUAAGUGGAGAUAAGAAACUUUUCAGUCAUAUAUAUAUAUCCCUUUUAAAGGCCAAUAAGCGCCGUAAAAAAAUUCCGCGAUCGUCCCUCCGUAAAACACCUCGCGGUGAGUUGGAAUCGACAAUCUCAAAAUGAUAAAACGAUCGAUUCUGACAAAGCACAUAUUUUAUAUAAAUAUUAUAUUAAUUAUUGAUACCGUAUAAUUUAGCAAAAGAGGACACGAGCAAAUCGCAGUGUCGCCAGUUUUGUAAACUGUGAUAUUUAUAUACCGCGCGCGAUCAAAGUAGUUAGUGUAAUAAUCAAGGAAGUAGUACAGAAUCAAUCUCGAAGAUUUAUAUACAGUGCCGGUGUAUCAGAGACGCUUGUAUAAACUUUGCGGUCGUAUUUCCCCCGAUUUGUUUCAAGCCGAUUUCUUCUCUGCGUGAGAUAUCGAUUUUUAAGGGAAUGAAGGCGAUCUCAAGAGUGGAAAUAAAAUCUCAUUCUGAAUUUAAUCUGGAGUGCUCUUUGGUUCGAUAGAAUCUUAUAAAAUGACGCUUCAAUAAUCGAGAAAAUCUAAAUUUAAAAAAUUGUAAAGCGAAAAAGAAAGAUGGAGGGAAUAAUUAAAUUUUUACAAAGAAAUUGACUGCAGUUUUAAUAUGCGUGCGAUACGCUUUUGCGAAGUUUGUAAUAUUUCAAAUAUGCACCUCUGUAUGUAUAUAUAUAUAAACAUGUUUUAUAAUUAUAUAAGUCGCGCGUAUUGCAGAAUGUACUAUAUGUCCGUGAAGCGCGCAACAUUGAAACGAAGACAAACGAUAUAAAUGAUAUUAUAUUUCUUUUUCGAUUAAUUUGACGAUUUUGUCUUCUAGUUGAGUAUAUACUUUGUUAUGGAGAAGCAAAAACAUCGGAGUGAUGCGUCUGGUAAUCCUACUAGGAAGCGAGAACCCCUCCAAUCCUCUGUUUAUUCCAAACUUAAGGGAAAAAAUUAACGUGCCGAUUAUAUGCUCUCUAUACUUAUUUUAUAUAUUGUCAGUUCGUGCUUUAUUUGUGUAUAUACAAAAAUAAAGUGAUUUUACCGAACGCA
Molecule: messenger RNA, 5082 nt
Organism: Solenopsis invicta (red fire ant)
Lineage: Eukaryota; Metazoa; Arthropoda; Insecta; Hymenoptera; Formicidae
Gene: Mmp2
Product: matrix metalloproteinase-2
Exons: 12
Coding region: 1340-3235 (631 amino acids)
Biological process (GO): extracellular matrix organization; proteolysis; collagen catabolic process
Cellular component (GO): extracellular matrix
Molecular function (GO): metalloendopeptidase activity; zinc ion binding
Source: RefSeq, a predicted model, not a curated record